Molecule: messenger RNA, 2214 nt
Organism: Cyclocybe aegerita
Lineage: Eukaryota; Fungi; Basidiomycota; Agaricomycetes; Agaricales; Hemipholiotaceae
Source: the annotation of a GenBank genome assembly
AUGGUUUCCGAUCCCUCCGCGUCUUCCUCUUCACUUCCUGACACCAAUUCUGGCGCCGUAUAUCGCCUCGUGCGUACCCUGAGUGGGCGGAGCGCGAAGGGAACCUCAGGGGAACCAGGCGUCAUCGGAGACGUACCAGCGGUUCCGCUUAAACAGACGAUUAGUGCGACUUCGGCAUCUUCAGACACCGCGAAGAAGCGUCGACCGAGUGUUGGAGAUCGUCUGAAGAAGUUGGGAAAGGAGCUGCCUCUGGGCAAGCUCAGGAAGGUCGCUGGGUACGGUAAAACAGGGCUCGCGUCUCCAAGGAUGAGUGCAGAUGGAACACUUCCAGCAACUGCCGACGAGGAUACACCGUCCCGCACCCAAGCUAAUUCGUCACCAGGCGCAGGUCCGAGUUCUGCUCAUACGAAAAUGCUCAGCAUGGUCGCGGAGCUCGACGAGCCUUCUUCAACCAUUGUUGGAAGCCCGACUGUCGUCGCUUCGCCAUCGGAGGACAGAACGCCAACGGCGCAAACCCUUGCACGGCGCAUCCAGGACCUCGUCGACGCUCUCCCCUUCCCAUCUUUCCCCCACUCGCCGUCCGAACUUCCACCGGUCAAACCCCCUAAACCACCAGCGAGGGACAAAGACGGCCGCCCCAUUCCACCUCCGAAUGCUACCCCCAUCAAGGAUUCCAGGCUGAUUUCCUUCCUCUCGAGUGCCUCGAUCAUGAACGGGACUCGGAGUGAUGGCAGUCGACGACCCAGCGUUUGGAGCGUGUUGGAAGGCAUAGGUGUGCCACCGCAUGGAUUCCCACCUACAGGCGACGAAGCAGAACGGGGUGGGGACGGAGAGACGAGGCACGACCCGAAUGACGACCAGGACAUGUUCUCCGAUAACUCGAGCAUCAUGGUAUACUCUCCGCUCAUCCCAACAAGAGACUCCCAUGUCGAGCUCGCCGAGCUAGUGCCGGUCUCCAUCGAAGAGGAGGUCGUGGAGGAAGGGUCGCUCCAGGCGGGCGCAUCAUGGACUUCUGUGUGGCCUCUGUCGAUCUUCUCCGGGGCCAAGGCCGACGACGCACCGCAACUGCCUGUUGCCAAGCGUCUGUCCGGUGAAGUCGUCAUCUCUCCGCGGAGGACGAGCGUGGAUGAGACUGGGAGGAGGAUCAGGACCCAGACAGUACGGGCUUGGGUUCCUUCAGAUACCAAGCUGUCUGUCCAGGCGAUGUGGUGGGGCUAUCGACUGUAUCUACCACCGCCAGUGCUCGCCAUCCUAAGCGAUAAAACCAUCGAGGCGGCGAAGCGCGCUGCAAUGAUCACCACAGCUCUGACAUGGUUCUUCAACAACCUGCCUGUUAGCUCUCUGCCUCUGGCGGUUCAACCUGCUGCGCUUCUCCUUCGUCGGCUUGCACCUUACUUGGGGUACAUCGGAACGUUUAUCUCGUGGUCCUGGGGUACAAUCAAGAGUUACGACAUUGGUUUCGGAGUUACCCUCACCGCUACAUGGCUUCUACCCAUUGCUCUCAUCCCAGGUACAUGGCAUGAGUACGAUUUCCCGAAGUCACCUUCACCACCUCCAGCAGCACCGUUGCCACCCACUGACUCUCCAGCACCUACCUCGCCGCCCACUUCCUUGCCAACCUCGCCGGGCUCUCCUUCGACAACUGACCCUUCUUUACCGACGUCUCCUGCACCUACGGAUCCACCGAUCGGAACCCCGGCUCCAGCGACGCCUAUUCCCGAUUCAGGUUUACCGACGCCCACUCCAGACACGACUCCAAUACCUGAUCCAUCGUCUCCUUUUGUGUCGUCGCCAGCACCCUCAUCGGCAGGUGGAAGGUGGAGGUUACCCAAAGGGCCCACGUCGCCUCGCUCUUUCUGGCCCCGUGCUCUCUCGCCUUCUCGCUCGUCCUCAUCCUCCAACCUCCCUACGAUUACUUCUCAGACCACUGAGAGGCAGACGGUGGAGAUACCUGUACCGCCGACGCCUCCUGAACUCCCGCCCGUACCACCCAUCCCGACCGAACGACCCAAGCCUGCCGACAAGCAAGGUGUUGUUGUGCUGGAGGACGUCCCAAUUGGCUCGCCCCUGAUGAAGGAGCUGCUGAAUGGACCGGUGCUGGGACCGGUGCCAUUGCCUGAUGAGGACGCUCCCUCACCUGCAGACGACCUGAAGGUGAAGAAGAAAGAGAAAGGGAAGAAGGGAUUAUUUGGAUUAGGUGCGAAGUCGGCCUGA